Messenger RNA from Solanum pennellii, 1379 nucleotides. RefSeq names its product thermospermine synthase ACAULIS5-like. The record is from RefSeq and is a predicted model, not a curated record. Bases 116 to 1162 code for a protein of 348 amino acids. The transcript is spliced from 10 exons. Gene Ontology annotation, biological process: polyamine biosynthetic process. Gene Ontology annotation, molecular function: thermospermine synthase activity. Lineage: Eukaryota; Viridiplantae; Streptophyta; Magnoliopsida; Solanales; Solanaceae.
CAUCCCUCACACAAAACUUGCUUUUAUCAAUCCUUGCUCCCACACGUUUCUCUACUAAGAUAUAAAAAAACUAAUAUCCUUCUUCUUUAUUUUUUAUAUAAGUUUUAAGAGCUCCAUGGGUAGUGAAGCUUUGGAAUUUUUUUCUUGUGAUAAUAAUAAUAAUAAUAAUGGUUUUUCCUAUGAACCAAAAAAGAACAUAAUUAUGGAGGAAACUGAUAAUCUUUCCAUUAAUAUUCACGAUGGUUCUUGGUUUGAAGAAGAGAUUGAUGUUGAUCUCAAAUGGUCUUUUGCUUUGAACAGUGUGCUGCACAAAGGAACGAGCGAGUACCAAGAUAUUGCUCUUUUGGACACCAAACACUUUGGAAAGAUAUUGGUGAUAGAUGGGAAGAUGCAGAGUGCAGAAGUGGAUGAAUUUAUAUAUCAUGAAUGUCUCAUUCAUCCAGCUCUCUUAUGUCACCCAAACCCCAAAAAUGUGUUCAUAAUGGGAGGUGGUGAAGGAUCUGCAGCAAGGGAAGCUCUUAGACACAAAUCUAUGGAGAAAGUUGUCAUGUGUGACAUUGAUAAGGAGGUUGUUGAUUUCUGCAAGAAACAUCUAACAGCAAACCAUGAGGCUUUUCUUAACAAGAAGCUUAACUUGGUCAUUAACGAUGCCAAAGCUGAGCUAGAGCAGAGGCAAGAAAAGUUUGAUAUCAUAGUUGGAGAUUUAGCUGAUCCAGUUGAAGGAGGACCUUGUUAUCAACUCUAUACCAAAUCUUUCUAUCAAAAUAUCCUUAAACCUAAGCUUAAUGACACUGGCAUCUUCGUUACUCAGGCUGGACCAGCAGGGGUUUUUACACACAAGGAAGUUUUCUCAUCCAUUUACAACACAACCAAGCAGGUUUUCAAAUAUGUGCUGGCAUAUACAGCUCAUGUACCCUCAUUUGCUGAUACUUGGGGAUGGGUUAUGGCUUCUGAUCAACCAUUUUGUCUUGAUGCUGGAAAAUUGGACAAGAAAAUAGCAGAAAGAAUUGAAGGAGAAUUGUUAUAUCUUAAUGGUGCUUCAUUCUUCUCUUCCACCAUCUUGAACAAGACCGUUGCCAAAACGUUGAAGAAUGAGAGUCAUGUGUAUGCUGAAGAUGAUGCAAGGUUCAUUCAUGGGCAUGGAUUGGGAUUUAGAAAUUGAGUUUCUGAUGGGGGGAACUGUACAGCCAAAUGUUUGGGAAACAAAGGAAUAUGAAUUGUUGAAACAUUAAUGUUUUCUUAAUGAUAUUUGUUAUUUAGUAGCUUUUGAUUUGGUCAGCAGUAUAGGCUUAGGCUGCUCUUCUGAUUGUCCAAUCACUAUAUAUUUACUAUUUCAUGUAAUGGCAAGAUUUGAAAAGAAAAAGAAUCAAUUUCCAUCA